Molecule: messenger RNA, 2174 nt
Organism: Asterias rubens (European starfish)
Lineage: Eukaryota; Metazoa; Echinodermata; Asteroidea; Forcipulatida; Asteriidae
Product: cytochrome c oxidase subunit 7A2, mitochondrial-like
Exons: 3
Coding region: 94-345 (83 amino acids)
Biological process (GO): mitochondrial electron transport, cytochrome c to oxygen; mitochondrial respirasome assembly; regulation of oxidative phosphorylation
Source: RefSeq, a predicted model, not a curated record
UCAUACAUGCAAAACGCAUUAGAAGAGUACGACAAAAUUGUUUUGAGUGGAAAUUAAAACAAGAACGCUGGUAUUUCGCCAUAUAGAUAGACAAUGAAUAGGGUAUUGAUGCUGAGGUCCCUGGUUCCCCAGGCCAGGUUGAACUUCUCCACUAGUGUUAGGUCACAGCUUGAAAGCAAAAUCAAGGAGGGCCAAUCUAAGUUUCAGAGUGAUAACGGACUUCCAAUUCAUCUUAAAGGAGGCGGCUUUGACACAUUCACCUAUGCCACUAUCAUGGGACUGACGGUGGUUGGCACGGCAUUGACCUGUUACUCCCUGUUUGAUUACUCAAUGCCCAAGAAGUAGAUGAUCUCCUUGUAAAAACCCACAUUGCUUUGAAGAGGUUCCUCAACAUGUCCCCUUUUUCCUCCCUCCGUCUCCUCCGUCUGUUUCUGUAGACCAAUGAUUGGCAGAAUGAAGCCGUCAAAGCUGGAAGGAAUGUCGAUCCCAGAGUUCGGAUAGCCUACAAUGCAGCCAUGAGUAUUGCUGGAGUCUGUUUUGCCUUCCUGGGCUACGCUUUCUAUAUUGCUGCUGGUAAAGCUGAACAAAAGAGAAAGACUUGAACAAUUAUAUGGACAACAAACAUACGAGAUUACUUUGCAUAUAUAAUGAUACAAUCUGCAAUUUUUGUACUAUAACAUCAUUGCUGUCGAUAGUGAUCAUGAAAACUUGAAAUGGUUAUCCUUUAUACACAUGUACAUUACCCACAGAUAAAAGUUUGAAAUGUACAGUUUCAUACAGCAGUGACAAAAGGGCCGGCCAGUCCUUUGCUGAAUAAAUCUUUCUUCAUUACAGCAUUGCGACGAGUCGUAGAUAGAUCGAUGGUCCUAGGUGGAGUCUAUUAAUGUUUUUUACCACUGGGUAAAAAAAACACAAUUCUGCGUAAUGUUUACACUAGUGCAGAAACAUAAACCAUCUCUGCAUUUUUGCUUGAGAGUAAAAUAAAAAUCACACAGUAAUCAAUGCAAUGUUAACUCAUCUCUGUCCCUUUUUCUGCCUAUCUUUGGUCAAUAUAUUUUGAGGAGCCUUAUUUCAUCGCAUCUUUAACAUGACAAUUUCUUUUGUUUAGGGCAGUUUAAAUUGUGUUUGCAUGUUAGUGUAUAAAUGAGCAACCUUGUGUUUUAAUAUUAAAUAGAUACAAUAUUGAUGUGAAUUGAUCACAGAUCUGCAAAAGCAUGAGUUUCAGGAUGAUUGUCUUUUAAACUGCAAAAGCAUGAGUUUCAGGAUGAUUGUCUUUUAAACAAAUCGUCAAUUCAACUGGAAAUUGUUUAUUUAUUUGCCAAUAACUCUCAUAAUUAAAUACAUGACAAUGUGAUUUUGUAGAAUUGUCAAGGAACAAUACUUUUUCAUAUUCAAUUGUAAUGGUAAUAAUAGGUUCUAGACAUCAAUAUAAUAAUAACAAAACUGCUCAUCAAGUUCAUCAAGUAGCUUAAAGCACUAAGCAGCUUUGCUAAGCAGAAUGCUUUAUCAUUUAAAUUCUUUGAAAUGAUGCUUGUCUGAUUUUGCCUUGCAUUUGAGUGUGUUAGCUGCGAAUGCUAAAAAAACCGAAACAAGUGUGAUAAAACAUGUCACAGGAAAGAAUAGUGCCCAAAUAUCUGCAGUACAGUGAUACUAUAUUCCUUUAUAGGCCUAUUGCAUUUUUCUUACACAUGAUCAGAUUGUAUGAUCAUCCAUCAACUAUGUGAAUGGCUCUGGCAAAACAGUGAACUUUAACCUAAUAACAAGUGUGAUAUAGGUAAAUCGUGAAAAUCGUUCCAAACCAAACAGUGUUUUUGUUGUAUUUUGAUUAACCAGAGUCUUGAGAAAAUGUUCUAUAAUAUGGUGACAUGAAAAUCUCCAAUUGGUCACUGAGAUUUAAUAUCGCCAUUUCCUUGGCUCAGCUGUAAGACAUUAUGGUAAAUGUUGAGGAGAUUAGGGUUUUGCCAGAGGUGGGAUUCGUAAUUCUAGAAUAUUUCUUGUUUGACAUGGUGUGAUUACAAACUGUAAAUUUGUUCUAGAAGCAGAAAUACUACACAGAUUGGCUGACACAACUACUACACAGAUUGGCUGACACAAUGUUUUGUUUUUAAUUCAUGAUUGGUGGUACAGGUUGAGAGUGUUCGUUAAUUUGAAUAAAGUUUCACCUUAUUAUAUUA